AUGAAAAAGUCGAUACCGGGGACAUGCGUGAACCGACUUAAACCGACUUCCUCAUGCGAUGUUGCUCAUCGCACGGACGUCGCCGAGGCAAUUGGGCAAGAAGUUUACCUUGAGACGAAAUUUCAGAUAGGCGGGCCAAACAUCGAAAGGUCAACGAUUUACACGCGGAGGUCACUGUUUGCCGACCACACAACCGGUCCUACGGUCGACCUUUCGUUUUACGGCAUUGCAGCCGACGUCUUUAAUCUCGUUUCGCCGACGUCACCAUUAAGACCAUUGCUCGUAGUCCACCUUACCGAAAACCGUUUUCCUUUGGAUCCCCCAGAGUCAUUACCAAUGGCCGAAUCGCCCCCAGAGGUUCCUUCGACAAAAACUGCUUCACCUGUUCGCAAAAUUCUUUUCAAAAGCGACUAUGUAAAGACGAUCCGUGGACGAAUGAAAAUUGCUGAAAUGGUGUUCGCCGUCGUAACGUUCAUCUGUGCCGUUUGCCUGCCGAAAAUGUACAGCGAAGUCAUUUGGAGUGCCUGUGUUUCUUUCUUUGGGUUCGCCUUUACGCUUGCCUACACCGCGCUCCGUUCAGUGCAAAUGCCUGAAAAUUUCAGCAGAUGCCAAUGCAGCUGUUUCGGAUUCACUCGCAAGUACUCCCUCAGUGCUGUCUCCCCAGUGGACGUAAGUUUAGCCAUCAAUCAAUCAAGUUCAUAUGCUCUGGCAGUGAUGAUUACCAUAAACUCAAAAUGAAA
Molecule: messenger RNA, 740 nt
Organism: Soboliphyme baturini
Lineage: Eukaryota; Metazoa; Nematoda; Enoplea; Dioctophymatida; Soboliphymatidae
Source: the annotation of a GenBank genome assembly